AUGCUUCUCCUCAAAGACCCCAAAUCAUACAUACUGUUUGUGAUGAUCUCAAUCAAUGGGUUUGGGCAGAUCUUCUGUGUUCAUGCCCAAGCACUCUCCUAUCUCUGCUCUGAUGACAUAGCCAACUCCAGUUACAUAGAUGACCGCACUUCCCUCUUGGACUCUUUAUCAUCCAGAGCAACCUCCAUGGACUUCUACAAUGAGACUUUCAAUGAUAUCCAUGGCCUCUUCCUCUGCAGAGGCGACGUUAACGCCUCUACUUGCCGGAAUUGUGUCACUGGCGCUGGAGAAGAGAUCAUCAGGGUAUGCCAGCCGAAUAGAACAAUAAUAUGUCUGCUUAUGGAGAAUCUGUACACUACAAAUAGUUUACCUCUGCCUAAUGGAGAUCAGUGUAUUGCAGGAAAUGGAGGAUUGAAGAACAUAACAAAAAUAGCAGUCAUCACAGUAUCAACAGCAGCAGGUGUAGCCGUGUAA
This is a messenger RNA of Ilex paraguariensis (yerba mate), 474 nucleotides long. The record is from the annotation of a GenBank genome assembly. Lineage: Eukaryota; Viridiplantae; Streptophyta; Magnoliopsida; Aquifoliales; Aquifoliaceae.